UCUUCGGAUGGUAUUUAAUAUCUAGACUGUUGGUCGCGUUUGCGGAUAAAAUAUUUUCAGUCCUGCUUGAAAAAUCGACUCGGAAAGGUGCACAAACGCAUUCUCAAUCACGUUCAAACUGUUUUAUUUACACGUUGCCGGUAGUGUGUAUGUGAAAAAAAACUGCACUUAACAUCACGUGAUUUAGGAGGAAGAUGAAAGCAUACCAACGGAACAGCACCAUGUUCUUACUAUUCAUUGUUACUUAUCUAACUGCAGCCACAAUUUCGACGAUUGGUAAUACCGUACAAGCGCUUCAACAAGAUGUUUUGCCUCAACAGCUGAUAGUUGCAAAUUCCGAUCAACUUCCACCGGCUAUCGAUUUGGAGAAGAUCCCUAAAGAUACUCGCCCAGAACUAGAUGCAAAUCCAUCUCUUCAACUGAUUUUACGUGUGCUUGACACAUACCGUUCACCGUUCUCCACACAAUCAGUUGUUAUGUUACCUGAGCAGCGAGCUCUACCAAGUUGUCCACUAUGUGAUGCAUCGGUUUAUAGUUAUUGUGAUUACAAAGUAUACCACGAUAGUUGCUGCUGUGGAAGUACAAACGGCAUUUAUAACCCUGGAGGUUUAGGAAGCAAUGGUAUCGGGUAUGGAGGUUGUGGUUUUCAAGAAGAUUGCAGUUUCAUUUAUGCCAACUCAUGUUAUGAACAUCAGCUCAUCGUCAAUUGUUGCUGUAAUUCACCGUAUUGAAAAAAAUCAUAUCACAUUGAUUAAACAAUAAUAAAGAUAGUGUUUCCAACAGUGAUUGUGAUUGCUCAGUCGCCACCCUGGAAGGCCGCUGCUGGCCCACCUGCUAGGCCUGAGUGCUAACCUAUCAAGCUUAUCCGUUUUCUUAGGUAGCAAUAGACCAUUUUACGAAUUGACAGGUGUCACGGAUCCUGCUGAUGUUGAUGAUGCUUUUACGUGCGUUAUGUCAGCGGUUCCGUGCUUUCUGUCAAAAUUUUAUUCAUGAAUUUAGUUCAGAAACGUCUUGUAAAAUGGUCUAUGAGUAUUGUUACUUCGAAUCAGCGAUGCCAGAUUAGAAGACAUGUUUUCUAUUUUAAGGUAUUUAACCAGCAGUGAGGAUAUCCUUGCUAAGACAAAGUGAAAACAUUAGAAAAUAUGGGAAGACAAGCGCAAUUUGCAUGCAGAGGUGGCGACUUUUUUUUGCUCGACAUCUUUCGAUUUGCCGAUAAUUAUUCCAGACCAAGGGAGAAUAAACGUCAAAAUAAUGCCUGCCAAUUAAUCACAGCGUCAACAUUUAAUUUAAAAUGCUUACAAUAACUAUCAUUUUAAUUGAAAACUGAAAACAAUCGUUGAGUUUUCGCUUUAUUCAUCUAAAAGAAUAUUCAUUCGAGAAUAAGUUAACUGACAAUUGGGUCCUGAAGAUAUACCAGUUUUUAAAUAUCAUUGGAAAAAGAUACGUUUUCUGAACAAAACGUAAUUUAAAAAAAAAUGUUUGUCGUCGUCUUUCGAUUUUUUGAAUGGACAAUAAAUUGAAAUUGAAUUGAAUGGACAGUUCGCUUAUGUACGGUAUAUGAGCGUUUUACUCUGAAAAUUACACUACUUUAGCUAAUACAUAAAAAUCUGAAACCGUGUCAAACUUUAGGACCCAAUCAUGAGACGUUUACUCUAUUUCAAACCAACCAAAAAGUGGGUACCAGAAUCAAAGAGUGAAAGAUGAAAAAAGUAUGCCACACGAGCCCCUUGUUCCAGCCUUCGGUCAUUUUCACCUGACAUUUCGAGUGGAAAGACAAGUGAAGACAUAUUUUCCCGGAGCGUGAAGACAUUUGAAAAAAAAAUGACCUGGCAUCUCUGCUCCAGAUAUAUGCACCAGACCGCGUAGCCGUUUCACCGUUUCCUUUCGCUAGCAGAUGCUGGUUCCAUUUAUUAGAAAAUAGUAUUACCAUUCCCGCUGAAAACUGCAAAAAACAAUCGAGACCGAUAUUUUUUAUAUAUAUGUGCAAUGAAAUACAUAAUGAUAAUAGUAUCAAUAAAUAAUAAUUUGCCUGUUCUGUUUCCGCC
This is a messenger RNA of Wyeomyia smithii (pitcher-plant mosquito), 2045 nucleotides long. RefSeq lists its product as uncharacterized. The transcript has 4 exons. The coding region runs from base 195 to 731 and encodes 178 amino acids. Lineage: Eukaryota; Metazoa; Arthropoda; Insecta; Diptera; Culicidae. The record is from RefSeq and is a predicted model, not a curated record.